AUGUUUUUUGAUCGUGAAUCAACAAUUGUUAUUACUAAAAUAAAUAAUCUAUCGGAAUCUGUAUUAACAGCUUAUUGUCAAAAUUUCGGCAAAGUUCUUCGAUGUUAUAUUAAAAAUUCUUCACAAAGUCCAAAAAAAGAUCCUUAUGCUCUUAUCAAGUUUUCUGAUGCAUCAAGUGUUGUUAAUAUUCUUAAUCAUCGUCAUCAUACUAUAAAUGGAACACAUGUUGGAAUACGUGGUUAUCAUGAAGAUAGAAGUAAGCCUCCAUCAACACAAUUUUCAUCAUCAAAUUUAAUGCCAGUAAAUCAACAAAAUCAAAAUUUACCGAAUAAUACACAACCAUCAAUGCAUUACGAUCAAUUAAUACAGGAAAAUUCAGCACUUAAAUAUGAAAUAGCUAGUCUUCAAAAAUCAUUAGCUGAAGCACAGGCUUAUUCGAAAACUGCAUACGAUACAUUUCAAAUUUUACGUGAAAAAUUUGAAGCUGAACAAGCACAUACAAAUCAACUUAAAGUAGAAUACACAGCUAUGGUUGAAUCAUAUGAAUCUCGAUUAAAACAAAUUUCAUCAACUCCAUUAACAGAACAAGAUAAAGUCAAAGAUGAACCAAUUGAUUGUAAUGCACGACAAAUGAAUGUAGCAAAUCAUUUACUUGAAAUGCAAACAGUUAAAGAUUGUUUAGAACAAGCACAAAUUGAUUUAGGCAAAUGUCAAACGGAAAAUGCUAUACUUAAUGCAAAAUUAAAUUCACGUGAACAACAAUUUGAUAUACGUUUUAAAGAAUUAAAUAAUCAAUAUUUACAUAUGAAAAAACAAUAUGAACAUAUGUCAUCAUGUAUUAAAGAUUUUCAUUCAAAAUUAUAUCAAAAAAAAAGAAUAAAAACAGAAUUGAAAGAAGACAUCAGUAAUAAAACUAAUGAUACUGCUAUGGAUGAUUCCAGUGACGAUGUUAUCGAAAUUAUUACGCAAGUAGAACCAUCAGUGCCAUACGUUUAA
This is a messenger RNA of Adineta steineri, 996 nucleotides long. The record is from the annotation of a GenBank genome assembly. NCBI's taxonomy places the organism in Eukaryota, Metazoa, Rotifera, Eurotatoria, Adinetida, Adinetidae.